UCUGUCUUCCGUUGAGCCACACCGAAACCCCAGCACGAGCACCCGCAAUGGACAGGCUUAUCUCUUCGCCGCUCCACCUCACCCGCGCGCCCGCCUCCUCCUCCGCCUCCAGGCCCCGCGCCGGCGGCCACCACCACCUCCUCCCCGCCACCGCCGCGCCAAGGUCCUUCGCGCCCCUCCACGGACUCAGGCUGCAUCCUCUGGCGCCGCUCCUCCCCAGGCCGCCCCCGUCCCUCCUCGCCGCGGCCUCCGCCUUCUCCCGCGCCGACGCCGUCAAUCCCGCGCCACCGGAACCAGAUGACGAGGCCGCCGACGCCUCUGCGCAGGCUCCGGCCACCGGAGUCACCCGCUUCUUCCAGAAGGUCGCCUUGGUGGCGGCGCUGGUGGUGGCGGCAGUCGGGCCGUCGUCCAUGGUGCCGCCGGCGCUGGCCUCGGCGCUGCACAACCACUCCCACUCGGCGGCCGUCACGGCGGGCCGGAGCAUCUUCAAGUCGGAGCUGCUGGGCAGCGCGUGGACGGGGUUCCUGGCCGGCUGCCUGCACACGCUCUCGGGCCCGGACCACCUGGCCGCGCUGGCGCCGCUCUCCAUCGGGCGGUCGCCGGUGGAGAGCGCGGCGGUGGGCGCGCUCUGGGGCUGCGGCCACGACGCCGGCCAGGUCAUGUUCGGCCUGCUCUUCCUCGGCCUCAAGGACCGGCUCCACAUCGAGGUGCUCCGCACCUGGGGCACCCGCGUCGUCGGCCUCACCCUGCUCGUCAUCGGCGCCAUCGGCAUCCGGGAGGCGACGCAGGCGGCGCCCUGCGUGGCCGCCGCGCUGGAGGGCGGCACCAGCGCGCACCAGCACGGCGGCAACAACAGCGACGCGCUGGAGAAGGCGCUGCUGGGCGCCGGCGGCAAGAAGAAGGAGAUCAGCUUCGCGACGUUCGCGACGGGGAUCGUGCACGGGCUGCAGCCGGACGCGCUCAUGAUCAUCCUGCCGGCGCUGGCCAUGCCGUCGCGCGCCGCGGGGGGCGCCUUCCUCGGCAUGUUCCUCGUGGGCACCGUGCUGUCCAUGGCCAGCUACACCGUGCUCAUCGGCACCUGCACCGAGGCGCUCAAGGAGAGGGUGCCCCGGAUCACAGAGAAGCUCACCUGGGCGGCCUCCCUCGUCGCCAUCUCCAUGGGGGUCGCCAUCAUCGUCAGCGAGUCCUUCGGGGUGAGCUUGUACUGAACUACUACUGAUCAUCAUCAUCAUCAUCCCCUGCGCCUGCAACAACAACAACGACGACGAUAUUGCCUUGCUUCGAAUCGAACGAAUGAACCCGCCAUGGAAAUUUUGCUACGUCACGUCCUUCCUCUUGAGAUCGAGCAGCAGCAACUAGGAUGUAGUUUACGAUUCAAGAAAGGAAAUCUUAUAUUAGAAUUUGCUUAGCUGCUGUUGAGGCGAGUGGCAAUUUGCCGCCAUUGUUGUUAUGAUGAUCUGGAAUUCUGGAUGCACUACCAACUUUACUUGAGCGAUUGGCCGGAAGAAAUUCAGGAAAUGACCCGUUUCCUAUUGUGA
Triticum aestivum (bread wheat) is the source of this 1538-nucleotide messenger RNA. RefSeq lists its product as uncharacterized. The record is from RefSeq and is a predicted model, not a curated record. NCBI's taxonomy places the organism in Eukaryota, Viridiplantae, Streptophyta, Magnoliopsida, Poales, Poaceae. The transcript is spliced from 2 exons. The coding region runs from base 48 to 1208 and encodes 386 amino acids.